Messenger RNA from Drosophila guanche, 2065 nucleotides. Its product is annotated as peptidylprolyl isomerase domain and WD repeat-containing protein 1. Gene Ontology annotation, molecular function: protein binding; peptidyl-prolyl cis-trans isomerase activity. Bases 103 to 2019 code for a protein of 638 amino acids. The transcript is spliced from 10 exons. The record is from RefSeq and is a predicted model, not a curated record. Lineage: Eukaryota; Metazoa; Arthropoda; Insecta; Diptera; Drosophilidae. Gene Ontology annotation, biological process: protein peptidyl-prolyl isomerization.
AAUCAGCGGUCACACUGAUUGGCACGCAAACGGCGCUAAAAUUAUUCACGUUCUCAGAAAAACACGCUUUUGUAUUUGUUUAUUAAAUAGGUAGCGUGCAGAAUGAGUGAAACAGAUUCUAGAGAGGAUCUGAAACGCAGCGCACCAGCGGAGGAAGAUGAGGCGACUGCAGAAACAGCAGAAGAGAACGAUGCCGAUGGUGAGGACUCAGGCUGGAUUGGGCCAAUGCCUUCGGAACAAACUGCUGUGCCGGCCAAGAAAAAGAAAGUGCUUCCGUACGAACACAUCUUCCUGGAGAACCUGCCCAACGCCGAGAGCUAUGAAAGGAGCUACAUGCACAGGGACGUGAUCUCGCAUUUAGUGUGCACCAAGACGGAUUUUGUGGUCACCGCCAGCUUGGAUGGGCACAUCAAGUUCUGGAAGAAGGGAGAGCUGGGCAUCGAGUUCGUAAAGCACUUUAGAAGUCAUUUGGUUCCAAUCAAGUCGUUGUCUACAAAUGCUAGUGGCACAUUGCUCUGCUCUGCGGCGACCGAUCAAACAGCCAAGGUAUUCGACGUGGUGAACUUUGACAUGAUUAAUAUCAUCCGACUGGGCUACACACCCCAAUGUACCGAAUGGAUAAGCGCUCCCGGGGAUGCCGUCCAGGGACUGGCCAUCACGGACUCUGAGAGCAACUUUAUACACAUUUACGAUGGCCAGAGUGGGGGUCAAGUGCUUCACACCUUGGAGAAUAUGCACGCGGCCCCUGUGGUCGCCAUGUGCUUCAAUGUGGCAAUGGAGACGGUCAUAUCGGUGGAUCGUAGGGGCAUAUUGGAGUACUGGCAAACCCCAAAGUACGAUUACAGAUUUCCCCAAAAGCUGGUGAAUUUCGACUCCAAACUGGACACCAGCCUCUUUGAGUUUGCCAAACAAAAGACCCAAGUCACCGGUCUGGCAGCCUCCCCGGACGGCAAGCGUUUCGCUGCCAUCUCCACAGAUCGCAAGGUGCGCGUAUUUCAGUUCAACACGGGAAAGAUGAUCAGAGUGUUUGACGAGGCGCUCUCCACGUACACGCAACUGCAGCAGACGCCGCACGCAUUGCCGAACAUGGAGUUUGGCCGAAGAAUGGCUGCCGAACGCGACCUGGAGAAGACGGCACAAAAUACGACACUUAACAUUCUCUUCGAUAGUACUGGAAACUUUUUGCUGUAUCCAACCAUGCUGGGCAUAAAGGUGAUAAAUGUGGUAACGAAUCGCUGCGUCACAAUUCUCGGCAAGACGGACAACAUACGUCCCUUGCAGGUGGCCCUGUUCCAAGGCAGGGUAAAGCGACAGAAGGCUGCAAUAACGCUCGAACAGGAGGCGAGCGAGAAUCCAGCGUUGCACAACUACUUUAAUGAUCCAACCGCCUUUUGCACCGGCUACAAGAAAAAUCGCUUUUACUUGUACAGUCGAAGGCUGCCCUCAGAUCUCCAGGAUGUUGAUCGUGAUAUAUUCAAUGAGAAGCCAUCGAAAGAAGACAUUAUUGCAGUGCCCGAGGCCACAGACGAAGUCGUGCAACGUAUCUACGAGAACGUGGUGCUACACACCACCAAGGGGGACGUGCACAUAAAGCUGUUCUUCAAGGAGGUGCCAAAGACAAUCGAAAACUUUUGUGUUCAUGCGAAAAAUGGGUACUACAACGGGCACAUAUUCCAUCGUGUCAUCAAGGGAUUCAUGGUGCAAACGGGUGAUCCGACGGGCACUGGAACUGGCGGUAAGUCAAUCUGGGGACACGAUUUCAAGGAUGAGUUCGUACCAAGCCUAAAGCAUGAUCGCCCCUAUACGGUUAGUAUGGCUAACGCUGGCCCCAACACAAAUGGUAGCCAAUUCUUUAUAACAGUCCUGCCAACUCCUUGGCUGGACAACAAGCACACUGUUUUUGGUCGCGUUUAUCGUGGCAUGGAAGUCGUACUCAAUAUUUGCAACACAAAAGCGAAUCCCAAGACGGACAAACCGUACGAUGACAUUAAAAUAAUAUCAAUACACUUGAGUAAUUAAGCAGAAUUGUAAAUAAUAAAUAUGUGUGAGUGUUUGUACCUCAAAA